AUGGUCGAGAAGCUCUUUGUAACCUAUAACGAUGUCCACAAACUCUGCCAGGAAGCGGCUCCCCGCAUCCUCGAACACAUCCAACCCGACCUCAUGAUCGCCAUCGGCGGCGGUGGCUACGUGCCCGCCCGCAUCCUCCGCUCUUUCCUCAAGCGCCAAGACGGCCCCAACAUCCCCAUCCAGGCCAUCGGCCUCUCCCUCUACGAGAGCCUGCCCUCCCUCAUCGGCACCGAGCACGUCAUAGAGAUCCCCGGAACCAAGGUCACGCGCACGCAGUGGCUCGAUCUCAGCUCGCUCGGCCAGAUGGAGAACCUCGUGGGCAAGAAUAUCCUCAUCGUCGACGAGGUGGACGAUACGAGGACUACGCUGGAUUAUGCUGUGAGGGAGUUGGAGAAGGAUGUUGAGGCUGCUAGGGUGAGGAUGGGUUCUAAGGCGCCCCAGACGAAAUUUAGCAUUUUCGUCCUACAUAACAAGGAUAAGGAAAAGAAGGGAACCCUCCCUGACGAGGUCAUCAACGACGGCCGGUACAUCGCUGCCAGGACCGUCAAGGACGUGUGGAUUUGCUAUCCUUGGGAGGCAACGGACAUCGAUGAGCAUGACAGGCAAGCGGCUGAGGCUGCUGCUACAAAGAAGAGUGCUCAAGCUUGA
Messenger RNA from Scedosporium apiospermum, 648 nucleotides. RefSeq names its product Hypoxanthine phosphoribosyltransferase. Gene Ontology annotation, biological process: hypoxanthine metabolic process; IMP salvage; XMP salvage. Gene Ontology annotation, molecular function: hypoxanthine phosphoribosyltransferase activity. Gene Ontology annotation, cellular component: cytoplasm. Lineage: Eukaryota; Fungi; Ascomycota; Sordariomycetes; Microascales; Microascaceae. Bases 1 to 648 code for a protein of 215 amino acids. The record is from RefSeq and is a predicted model, not a curated record. The transcript is spliced from 3 exons.